Oryzias melastigma (Indian medaka) is the source of this 2557-nucleotide messenger RNA. It is a transcript of the gene txndc5, whose product is annotated as thioredoxin domain containing 5. Gene Ontology annotation, biological process: protein folding. The transcript is spliced from 10 exons. The record is from RefSeq and is a predicted model, not a curated record. Gene Ontology annotation, molecular function: protein disulfide isomerase activity. NCBI's taxonomy places the organism in Eukaryota, Metazoa, Chordata, Actinopteri, Beloniformes, Adrianichthyidae. The coding region runs from base 119 to 1360 and encodes 413 amino acids. Gene Ontology annotation, cellular component: endoplasmic reticulum.
GACCCCUAUGCAUUCUUUACCCCAGCGGACUCUCUAUUCAUCUGCUCAGUGACGGCAGAGGGGCGUGCUCUGGUAAAGUCGGUCUUUUCCCAGUACAGUUCACUCUACGAGACUCACCAUGUUUUCAACGCUGCAGCGCGUCCCAAAUAUGCAUUUAUUUCUAUAUUUUUCGUUACUGUUCGCUGGUGUGCUUUGCGACACCGACGCCGAAGAAGAUGAGCAUGCUAAGCACACGUACACGGUGGAGAUGUUUAACGAGGCGGUGCCCACUGCACCCCACUUUGUCAUGUUUUACGCUCCCUGGUGUGGCCAUUGCCAGAGGUUACAGCCGACGUGGAAUGAACUAGCUGAGAAAUACAACAGUAUGGACGAACCACCAGUGUACGUGGUAAAAGUAGACUGUGUUCAGGACACAAAGUUCUGCUCCAACGUCCACGGCGUUAAAGGCUAUCCUACGCUAAAGUUGUUUAAGCCAGACCAGGAAGCGGUGAAAUACCAGGGUCCCAGAGACCUGCAGUCGCUGGAAACAUGGAUGCUCAAGACACUCCAGGAGGAACCUUCAGAACCAGAGAGUGAACUGGAGCCCCCUAAAGCCCCAGAGCCCAAACAGGGCAUGUAUGAGCUUACUGCUCUCAACUUCAAGGACCACAUAUCCAAAGGGGCUCAUUUUGUGAAGUUUUUUGCACCCUGGUGUGGCCACUGCAAAGCCAUGGCCCCAACGUGGGAACAACUGGCCACCACCCUCGAACACUCGGACGACGUAAAGAUUGGAAAGGUGGACUGUACGCAGCACUACGAGGUGUGCUCUGACAAUGGGGUUCGGGGGUAUCCCACGCUGCUCUUCUUCUACAACGGCCAAAAGAAAGAACAGUACAAAGGAAAGAGAGACCUGGACUCUUUCAAAGACUUUGUGGACAACCAGCUGAAAGCUCUUCAAACUGAAGAGCACGAGCACGAACUGAAGGAGGAACAGCAGGCACCGAAUGAGAUCCCAACUGAGGAGCUGGCCAAGGAGGAAGCAAAGUCUAACGUGUUGAUUCUGACCGAGAGCAACUUCGAUGAGGCUGUAGCAAAGGGCUUCACCUUUGUCAAGUUCUACGCUCCGUGGUGUGGCCACUGCAAGAACCUCGCUCCAACGUGGGAAGAUCUCUCCAAGAAAGAGUUUCCUGGCCUCACCGAUGUCAAGAUUGCCAAAGUGGACUGCACGGUGGAGCGCACUCUGUGCAACAAAUACUCUGUGCGAGGUUACCCCACACUGAUCAUCUUCAGAGCUGGAGAGCAGGGCGAUGAGCAUCAUGGUGGGCGGGACUUGGAGAGCCUGCACGACUUUGUGAUGAGGCAGACGAGAGACGAGCUGUAGACGGGAACAAGUCGGCGUGCUCGCACGGCGCCUCUGACCUCACUUUUUAUCCGGAUCGGGUCAGCCGGAGUCACUCCUGUUUUAAGGACAGAGUGAUGGUUUGGAAUGUGAAUGUAUUUCUUGUUGCUCAACCUAAAUCUGAAUCCGGACGGUCAUCGGUUGGGUCUGUAAACGAAGUGUCCGACGAGCAUUUUUGCUUUGAUUCAAACCAAAACUGUAAAAUGUAUGUUUUGGAAAAAGGUGGUGCCCAGGUUCCUGCCUUCUAAAAAAAUCAAUACUGUUUGAGCCUUUUUUGCCAUUUGACUUUUUUCAAUACUGAAUUUUAUACACCGGGUCUGUUUUUUUGUUUGUUUUUUUUUUACAUUGAAAGCACUUCAUGUUGUCACUGCAGAGGCUGUGUGUGUUUAUUUUUCAUGCCACUCAUCAUCUAUGUACACAACUCUCAGGGAAACAUCAGACGUUUGAUGGAAGCUUUUUAUGCUUUUUUACGGGAGUUUGAAAAGUCGACAGAUUUAAAAGUGAGUCAAACCAUUAAAAAAACAGCUUUUCUGAAUCCUGUGAUUUUAAAAAUACCAUCUCUGACUUACUUAGCAUUACGAUUUCCUUUCAAAUGAAUGCACUCUGACCUUAUCUCUUAUAUGAGCUACAAGUGUCUUGAUUUAGAAAAUCCAAAUUUCUUCGUAUCAAAUGUGAUUCUCACUGAAAUCAAGUAAUCAACAAAGUAGUUCAGGUCACUGCAAUCACACGACCUUUCUAUCUGCGAUAGUUGGAGAAGAGUGAAACCAAUUUGUGUCUGGAAAUAAUUAAAACAUAUUUUCCUACUAAAAUGCAUUACAUUUUUGGAGAUUUGAGAUAAAAACAGUGGAUUGUGACAAACCAUUGUGAGGUAAUCAGCACCUUGUUAAAUCUUCCGAAUGUUCUUUGACCCCCCUGAAAUGAAACAUGUGAUGUCCACUCGCUUUAUUGUCCAGUCAAGGUACACAAACAGGCAGACAUGCCGCUCUUUGUCCCUUUUUUCUUUUUUCAAUAAACAUUUUUAUGGAUAGCACAUGAUCUUUGGAACUCCAGUGAUGGAAGUAUUUUCUGUAUAUUUUCUUUUCAUGGGUUGUGCAAAACCCACAGAUGUUGCACAAAAAGUGAGUAUUGGCAAAUUGUAACAUGAAAUUUGAUAAUAAAGUUGUCUUUUUUUCCCAAAAA